Molecule: messenger RNA, 2579 nt
Organism: Vanrija pseudolonga
Lineage: Eukaryota; Fungi; Basidiomycota; Tremellomycetes; Trichosporonales; Trichosporonaceae
Gene: DPM1
Product: Dolichol-phosphate mannosyltransferase subunit 1
Exons: 6
Coding region: 35-838 (267 amino acids)
Biological process (GO): GPI anchor biosynthetic process; dolichol-linked oligosaccharide biosynthetic process; protein O-linked glycosylation via mannose
Cellular component (GO): endoplasmic reticulum membrane
Molecular function (GO): dolichyl-phosphate beta-D-mannosyltransferase activity
Source: RefSeq, a predicted model, not a curated record
GGAUCACCAGCCAGCCACCUCGAGGCUCCACCCCAUGUCCCAGCACACCAUCAUCGACAUGGCGCAGACUUCUGAUAACGACAAGUACUCGGUCAUCUUGCCGACGUACAACGAGCGCAAGAACCUGCCCGUGAUUGUUUGGCUCUUGGCCAAGACGUUUGAGGAGAAUGGCCUCAACUGGGAGGUUAUUGUCGUCGACGAUGCGAGCCCGGACGGCACGCAGGACGUCGCGCGGCAGCUGGCCAAGAUUUACGGAGAUGACAAGAUUGUCCUCAAGCCCCGCGCAGGCAAGCUCGGUCUCGGAACCGCCUACGUCCACGGCCUCAACUUUGCCACGGGCAACUUUGUCAUCAUCAUGGACGCCGACUUCUCGCACCACCCCAAAUUCAUCCCCGAGUUCAUCAAGCAGCAAAAGGCGCACAACCUCGACAUUGUCACUGGGACGCGGUACAACUCUACCCCUUCCCCAGCCCCCGCGCCAGGCGUGGACAUUGGCCUCGGCCCCGGCGGUGUAUACGGCUGGGACCUGAAGCGCAAGCUCGUGUCGCGCGGCGCCAACUUCCUCGCCGAUACCGUGCUGCAGCCGGGGAUCACCGACCUGACGGGCUCCUUCCGCCUGUACCGCCUCCACGCGAUCAAGGACAUCAUCGCGCGCUGCACGUCCAAGGGGUACGUCUUCCAGAUGGAGAUUGUCGUGCGCGCCCGCGCGCUCGGGUACACUAUUGGCGAGGUGCCCAUCACGUUUGUCGACCGUAUCUACGGCGAGUCGAAGCUUAGCGGAAACGAGAUUGUAGGCUACGCCAAGGGCGUCGGACAGCUCUGGUGGGGCGUGGAGUAGACGUGGUGUACGUGUAGACCAGACCGACUUGACUGUACAAUGCAUAAAUCUACAACUGCGUUGUUUUCAGUGUAUGUGUGUACAAUCGUCGACGCAGGGGUCGGGGUUUCCACUGCCAGUAUUGCGACUAUAACGACAGCCACAUCUUCGCCACACCACACCCUCGCCGUCACCGCUCGCCACUCGCCACGCCACACCCUCGCGCUCACCGCUCGCUGCGCUCGCGGCUCGGCGCCUACACCACCACGCUCACUGCCCGGUGACUCCCCAGCGCCGACUCGCUCGUAAUCGCUGUCAUCCCCCCCUCGUCAUCCUCAAUCCCGCCGCCAAUACCCGCCAGGGGCGUUCUGUAGCUGUUGUGCGUGUACACGCUGCUUCUGUUCGCGUCGUCCUCUGCCAGCUCGCCGCGGCCGCGAGCGCCGCCGAUGGCAAACACGCCAGCCGGCUCCGCACCAGGGCGCCACGACCAGCGGCUCUCGCCGCUCUCCCAGCUGCCCCUGCGGCGGAUGGCGCGCAUGCUCGCGUCGUCGUCGGCGCGGCCGUAGCUCCUGUUCCUGAUACUCAGCGACAUGGCGUGCGAGCUCAACCCGUCGUAGUUUGACAGCGGGCGGUCGUGCGUCGAGCCCGGUCUGUCGGCGAACGCGACCGACGGGGACACGACCGGCGCAUGGUACGCCGACGGGCUGGCGCCAUCACGCAGCCGCAGCGAUCCCGGCCGCGCGCCCAUCGCCUGUGGAGACACAAAGCCAAACGUGCUGCUGGCCAGCGUAAGGGUCGACGCGUCAGGCCCGGGCGGGGCAGAAGGGUGCGGGUUGUUGCGCGGGUGGUACCGCGUGUGUCUGGGUACCGUGUGCUGCUGCACCUCUUCGUUGACAACGGAUCCAGGGAGGAACGUCGGCGAGAUGGGCGAUGGGAGUGUCGUCGGCCCUCCGUUGGCGCUGUUGGCUAUCGACGUGCCCGCCGGGCUCGACAUGCUGCGGCCCACAGCCGGAGGCGAUGAAUUCGACGACAACGACGGGGCCACGGCAAUAUGCGCGACGGGCGCGUUGCCCGACUCGAAGCUAAUGACCGUUGUCGCCGGUUUCGUGCUCGUGAGCGAGUCCUCCCUCGACACUCUUGACAGGAUAUCGCCCGAGACUUCCGAGCUGACAGACGACGGCGCGUCGGGGCCGCCGCCGAUACUCGACGAAAACGUAUUUCUCCUGUCGAGCUCGUGCGGCGCCGGCGGGACGGCGUGCGGCGCCGACUCGGAGCGCAUUAACGGCAUCGAGCCCGAGCGCGACAGGAUGGAGAUGGACCGAGCGGGGGACGUCGCGAGGCUCGGUGGCAAGGGGCGCACGCUGGCGUCUUCGUCGGCCACGCGGCCGGCCAGGCGGAAGCUCGACGAGAAGCUUCCCCCGUCGCCUGAUGCGCGGUGGCGCCGUAAGCUGCUCAGGCUCGCGAGGCUCGGCGUGCGCGAGCGGCUGAGGAUGCUCGCCGACGGGGCCAUGGACGAGCUGUCGAUCGUGCUCGCGGGGUAGCUUCUGCGCACGAGCGGGAUGGGCAGGGAGGGGUACGGGUUGUUUGCCUCGCGCCGGCGCUCGCUCACGGCGUACGAGUGGAGGGAGAGCGACUCGGCGCGCGUGCCCGUCCCGGAGUCGAACGAGGUCUGCCCGAAGAUGUCGGCGGGGGAGAGCUGGCGCCGGAGCUCGCGGCGCGCGGUGCGCGCUUCGGCACGCGACGCCGGCGGCGGGCGCGGCUC